Molecule: messenger RNA, 387 nt
Organism: Dermatophagoides pteronyssinus (European house dust mite)
Lineage: Eukaryota; Metazoa; Arthropoda; Arachnida; Sarcoptiformes; Pyroglyphidae
Source: RefSeq, a predicted model, not a curated record
UUCAAAGCAAUCGAAUCGUAAUGACAUUCUUGGAACAAAAAAAAAAUUAUGCAACGAUUAACCAUAGUUUUGGCUAAUUAUUCUGAUCAAGCUGAAACGACGACGACGACGAUUGCCGAUUCUAUCGAUCUUAAUCAUAAACAUUCAAAAUGGUGGUCCUUUAAUCCGGAUAUCGUUUUGGCUUUCGGUUUGAUUAUAUUCUAUGCAAUAUUUGUAUUAUUUAUUGUUUUCAUUGUCAUACGAAUUAUACUGACUAUUUGUAUGUCAACAAAUCGAAAAAUAUCCAGAAAUCCAAAACCAAAAAUUCAUAUUCAUUCAGAUUAUGGUCUAUCUGAAUCUGAAUCAAAUUCAUAUCGUACAGGAACAUUAGCUAAUUCAUUAUCAAUG